AUGCCACCUAAAGGCUAUCGUAAAUCAAUGCCGGGACGCCUCAAUAGCACCAUGUUAACUCCCUCACGGCGGUCCUCCCGUGUCCCGGCCUCCAAGUCUUCAAAUCCCAGUCCCCAAUCCUCCAAAUCCCUCGAUCUCUCCUCCACCGACCCUCCCGACUCUUCAUUCAACAUUCGUUUUUACGACUCCAAAACCCCCUCCAAAACCUCCUCAACAGACCUCAGACACGGGAAUGGCUCUCCGGAUACCCCAUUAAGUCGUCGUCGAACUUUCCAAGCUCGUCCCUCCCGACUUUCAACUGUUUACACGCCGGCCGUGGAGACCCCGAACUCGAAUAAAAGCAGUCGACGAACUCGUCGCUCAGCAGCGAUCGAGACACCACAAGAUCAUUUCUCAGAAGACGACUUUGCCGAGACAGGUUGGACACUUGAACAGUACCUGGGACUCGGAUACGAAGAAGACAUGGCCGGCCGGACUUCUCCCACCAAUGCUUCCUCCCUGGGGACCAGGACCUCAAGUCGUGUCCGCAAGCCGACAGAGCGAUUGAUGGAAUCCCAAGUGUCCCAUCUGAAGCUCCAUAAGAGGAAGGCUGCUCUUCCGGCACCGCAUCAGAAGCAAGCCCCGCAAAAGGUCCAGAAAGACAACCAACAGGCCUCUAUUGCUUCCAAGGAGAUCGCCAAGGCCAAUUCCGUGAACAAAGGAAAGGAAGUCCAAAAGAAGCCCGAGCUCUUGGGAAUCGAGAUCGAUGACGAAGAAGCUUUUCACAACCUGUACCUGCUAACUUCGGAAGCCCUGAGUGACGAAUUCAAGAUUAAGGAUGAUCCAGACAAGGUCAUUGCUGAUGCGCGUGAGUACUGGGCAGAGACCGAGGCCAAAGCCGCUCAAGGUGUCCAAGGUGACGAGGCCAAGGCCCCAGAGGCCGAUGGCAUGAAGAACGACAAGCGUGUCAAGCCAGUCAAGGCCGCCAAACCCGUCAAGCCUGCGAAGGCUGCCAAACCUGUAAAGUCUGUGAAGGCUGCCAAACCUGUCAAGCCUGUGAAGGCUGCGAAGCCUGCCCCAGCCAAGAUCACCAUGAAGUUCAAGAAGUCCACCCCUCCGAGUAUUGACACCGAUGGCUGGGUGAAGACCGGCCGUGUCAAUGACAGUGGCGAGGAGAUUAUUUUGACACCUACCGAUCAUAGCCCCUACCGUUCUCCCCACACCUACGGGGACGAUGCGCUUCCCUACCCACCUGUGCGCUCGCGUUCCGACCAGCAAGUUGAAGACGACACCGCCCUCGGUUUCCCUCCGCUCAUGGGUGACCGCAACAUCCCGUUCGACGGGGAGGCCCAGUUUAAGCAGGAAGAUGUCGCCGAGGAAAAAGCUCGUGUGAAGACGUCCUCCAAGGCGGCUACAAAGGUGGCCCCAAAGACCGCUUCUAAGACCGCUCCCAAGUCUGCUCCUAAGACGGCUUCUAAACCUUCUGCGGGGUCCUCCUCUAAGAGCGGUUCUAAAAUCUCCGCCAAGACUGGCCCAAAGACCGUUUCAAAGGGCAUUCCGAAGACCUCUGCGAAGACCUUCACGAAGGCCAAUCCUACGACCACUUCCAAGACGUCCGCCAAGCCCUCUUCCUCCGCCACCACCAAACCCGUGUUCCAGCGCCUCACGUUGAAGCUGAAGCCCGCCACCGCGGAAGAAAUCCAGCGCACUUCGGAUGAAUCAUUCGAUGAGACGAUGAGAAAGACCCCACAUAAGACCACGAAGAAGCAGUCUACCAUCGCAAAGGAGAAGAAACGCAAGGCCGAGCUCAUUUCCGACGAGGUGGAGGCCGAGAAGCCUGCGUCGAAGAAGUCUGUUCAUGAGAAGUCUGCCCCUGCCACGUCCAAUGACACUGCCGGCCUUGUUCGUGCCGCUGAGCCGUCCACCAAGAUCACUUUCCCAACUGGCCGUGGUCGUGGCGUCUCUCGCGCCGCUCCCCGUGGUGCUGGCGGCACCCGAGGGACCCGUGGCGCUCGUGGCACUCGUGUUUCCCGAGGCCAUGGUCGCGGCGCUGCAACUGUAACUGCAACUGCAACUGGAAAUGAUACUACUGCUGGCACCAGUACUGAUCCCGGCAGCCAUGGAGGACGAGGCAGUGCCCGCGCAGCCCGAGGCCGUGGCCGUGGCCGUGUCCAUGUCCGUGUCCGUGGUCGUGGUCGUGCCCGAGCUGUUUAA
Messenger RNA from Penicillium cinerascens, 2193 nucleotides. RefSeq names its product putative GPI-anchored cell surface glycoprotein. NCBI's taxonomy places the organism in Eukaryota, Fungi, Ascomycota, Eurotiomycetes, Eurotiales, Aspergillaceae. The record is from RefSeq and is a predicted model, not a curated record. The transcript has a single exon. Bases 1 to 2193 code for a protein of 730 amino acids.